AUGGAGCCCAUAUCCACCAUCACAACGAGGUCUUCCCUCACUCCUCAACGCCAGCCGGACUCACCAAGGCCAAUGACCCCCGCAAGCCCGAUGAUCGAGGCUACCACCGCCUUCGACCAGCCAGUGAAGCUGAAAUCGCGCCAUCGACUGCUUCAAGGCCUGCAGCGCAUGUCUUCCUCCCCCUCGCUGGCCAAGCUGGGGAGGACGAGGUCGAGCGAGAGGGUUUACAAGUCGGGACAGAAAGCAUCCAUAUCCUGCGUCUCCCUGGGUUCUCCCACCGGCUCAUAUUCCCUAUCACCACCGAACCCUUACACUCCCCAGCUUUCCAACGGCGGUUACUCUACCGCACCUACCACCCCAGGGACGCCGGGGAGUCAGCAGUCCUACUUCGAGGCCAACUCCAGACUGCGUCCGAUCGAUUCGAACGAAGCCGCUACGGCCUCUCUCCCCCUCGAUAUCCGAACGGGCAAACCUAUCUCUACACCGUUGCCCGAGAUCUCGGAGAAACCCUUCGUACGUCGGCCGAACUUUGAUUUUUGGAAAGAUAUGCCCCAUGAGCUCCGACUACAUAUUUUCCGUUUCUUGUCGCCGAAAGAGAUCAUCAGAGUAUCGUCCGUGUCCAAGCAAUGGCAUGACAUGUGCUUUGACGGGCAGUUAUGGACCAGUCUCGACUGCCAGACAUAUUAUCAGCAGAUAACGUCGGAUGCUCUGAUCAAGAUCAUGCUCAAGGCCGGCGCGUUCGUCAAGAAUCUCAACUUGAGAGGCUGUGUCCAGCUGCGGGACCAGUGGUUAAGUUUGGGUACGAGAAUGACAAACCAAGAAUGCCGGAACCUCGAGAGCUUCAGCAUUGAAGGAUGCAAGAUUGAACGGUCUUCGAUACAUUUCUUUCUGUUGAGAAAUCCGCGGCUCGUCCAUAUCAACAUGCCUAACAUGCAGAACAUUAACAACGCAACUAUGAAAAUCAUUGCCUGUCACUGCCCGCAACUGGAGAUGCUAAACAUCGACUGGUGCUCUCAGAUUGAUACCAAGGGUCUCAGGCAAGUGAUCCAGUCAUGUCCAAACUUGAGAGAUCUACGGGCGUCCGAGGUUAGAGGGCUGGACGACAACGACUUCAUGUUGGAACUUUUCCAGCGCAAUACUCUCGAAAGGCUUAUUCUGCAGCACUGCGAGAGUCUCACGGACGAGGCUCUACAGAUAAUGGUUCACGGACUGGAUCCCGAGCGAGACGUGCUGACCGAUCGACCCCUUGUGCCGCCGCGGAGGCUACGCCACCUAGAUAUCUCGAGAUGCAGGAGGCUUACCGACCGUGGUGUCAGAUCCCUUGCUCAUAAUGUUCCGUUCCUUGAAGGACUGCGCCUUUGUCAGAACGCCGCAUUGACAGACGACGCGCUAGAGGAUCUUCUGCAGUCGACACAUCGACUAACCCAUCUAGAAGUGGAAGAGGCGGAGCUCUUGACGAACGCAACGUUGAUCAAUCUAUCCAAAUCCAGAGCGGCAAGCACGCUGGAACAUCUGAGCAUCUCAUACUGCGAGCAGAUCGGCGACGUCGGUGUGCUCCCUUUACUUAAAGCGUGCCCAGAGAUCAAGUCUCUCUGCCUGGACAACACCAGGAUCUCGGAUCUCGUCCUGAUGGAAGCUUCGGAACAAGUCCGAAGACGAGGCAGUACUACCAAGAGGUCUCAGAUACCCAAGAAAGGUCUGGAACUGGUCGCCUUUGAUUGCGCAAACGUGACAUGGGCAGGCGUCCGGGAGAUUCUCCAGGGGAACGGCCGUGUGAUGCAAGGGCGGAAGAAAUCGGUUGUCCAGACCGUAGUGGAAGAGCUUGGCGACGAGAAGAAGUACAGGAAAGUGAUUGAGAUCCAGGAGCUGCUUUAUCCGAGCCAGAUCAUCCACCUCAAGGCCUUCUACGGCUGGCAGCAGACCGUGGAGGAGCACUACAAGAGAUGCGUGACUGGUCGCUGGAAUGCGGCCGCCCGUCUGGAAGAGAAGUGGGCGGAAUGGAUGGUGGCGAGCGAAGAGGUGGGUGUCAUUGGCCACGGCUGGAGCUCAAGACGCAGGCGCCGACGAGCUCGCGAAGCAGAAAACAGAGUGCGCGACGACGAGGACGGCACCGCCCAGGAUACUGGAACAGGCGACGAAGGAAGCGGUUUGGAUUAUGCAACAACGCGCCCACCACACGCUGGACGACGCCGUGCUCGUAGCGGCGGCUGUGUAGUGAUGUGA
Molecule: messenger RNA, 2223 nt
Organism: Exophiala spinifera
Lineage: Eukaryota; Fungi; Ascomycota; Eurotiomycetes; Chaetothyriales; Herpotrichiellaceae
Exons: 1
Coding region: 1-2223 (740 amino acids)
Biological process (GO): SCF-dependent proteasomal ubiquitin-dependent protein catabolic process
Cellular component (GO): SCF ubiquitin ligase complex
Molecular function (GO): protein binding
Source: RefSeq, a predicted model, not a curated record